Molecule: messenger RNA, 1440 nt
Organism: Ctenocephalides felis (cat flea)
Lineage: Eukaryota; Metazoa; Arthropoda; Insecta; Siphonaptera; Pulicidae
Product: protein CASC1-like
Exons: 13
Coding region: 1-1440 (479 amino acids)
Cellular component (GO): axoneme
Molecular function (GO): beta-tubulin binding; microtubule binding
Source: RefSeq, a predicted model, not a curated record
AUGAUAUCAGAAUUAGUGCCCUUGCCCAAGGAAUUAAUAGGAGUAUACUUCAAUGCUCCAUACGAAGAACCACCACCUCCGCCUCCUGGAGAGGUGAGAUCUCCAGAACAAAUCGAAUUAGCUAUCAAAAUAAUGGAGAAAAAACUAGAAGCAUUACCUCUUGUAACAAUCACUCUUCCGCCUGGUGUAUUGUGGUUUGAGCCGCCUUUGGCCUGUCUAUGGGAAGACCCUAUGAAGUAUGCGACCAAAAGGGGAGCACGAUUCGAUGAGAAGCAUAAAACUCGUAGAAGUAGUGUAAUGCCUGCGGGUCGUCAGUCACUUUUAGCCGACUGGGUCCCAUCAGAUAGGGGUCAAAAAAGACGUCCCAGUACUGGAACGCCAGGUGAUUUGGGCGACAGGGAAGCUCAAAGCAGUGCUGCAGCUAGAGCUUCAGUGUUACUUGCACAAACUCCCACAAAAGCUCCACCUCGAAUGAGUUUGCAACAACGUCUAUCGAUAGCAACUGGAGAAGCUCAAGCUCCUCAAGAUCAGACUAGAAAUCUAUUGGAAGAGCUUCUGGAAGAGCCACAAUCUGAGACUGAAUCUGAGGAGUCAGUAUUUGGAGACUUGAUUCCUCGUGAGAUAGUUGUCAAUAGUGAGCCUCGAGAAAAAUUUACUAGAACUGGAUAUUGGACCACCAAGUACAUACACGAUUCCAAGUUUAAUGAAGAAAAACAAACCAUAACAUUUCGCACAAGUAAACUAGGUAUUUUUGGCUUAGCGGCUUUGCGGUUUACAAAUCUCCCUUAUCAAAAUUGGGAAAUGAAGCCUGGAGCUGACGGAAAUGGUAUAUUUUUUUCACUAAACGCUUCAAUUGUUAGUAUUGAUUUCUCUAUAAAAUCAGAAGGUGUGGCUUUAUUAGAAGUUCGGAAUGCUCCUAGUGAUUAUCUUAAUCAAUAUUACGGACAAGUAUAUUCAUUGCAGAAAUUAAAAAAGAUUAUGAGAGAUGCUUGUGUUGACGUUUUUCCUGAACAUGAUUCGUAUGCCUAUGUAGAAGAUAACUGUUGUAAGCAUCGUCCAAUGGAACGUCAUCUCUAUCAUAAUAUGGCUUCACUUGGAUUGUCCCACAAUUUUAAAUGGAGCAGGUGGAACCAGGGUGCUGGAAGGCGUCGUGCCGUUCUUUUAGUUAGGGAAGUUCUAGGAAAAAAGCAUCUGCCUGGAUUUAGUACCCUGCUGAUAACCCCCUUGAACGCUACUGUGGUAGAUUGUGAUGAAGGUUCACAAGAAUUUAUUGCCACACCACAUUCUAAAUCAGAAGGGUUUUAUCCGGACUUACACCAACUUGCAAUUGGAGUGAUCGCCUCUCCUUCGUCGAGGAAAAAAAGUCAAGAAACGCCACCUCAACUUAUACAUCAUUUGGCAGAAUUUCUUAAAGACGUCAGCGUUAUGAGUUACUGUUAA